Chanos chanos (milkfish) is the source of this 510-nucleotide messenger RNA. It is a transcript of the gene gpha2, whose product is annotated as glycoprotein hormone subunit alpha 2. The coding region runs from base 1 to 510 and encodes 169 amino acids. Gene Ontology annotation, cellular component: extracellular region. The record is from RefSeq and is a predicted model, not a curated record. Gene Ontology annotation, molecular function: hormone receptor binding; hormone activity. Gene Ontology annotation, biological process: cell surface receptor signaling pathway. The transcript has 4 exons. Lineage: Eukaryota; Metazoa; Chordata; Actinopteri; Gonorynchiformes; Chanidae.
AUGGCGUCCCAAGGCGAUAAUUGGAACGCCUUUGCCGCCCCUCCAACGCCGGAGCUGGAAAGAACGAGUGCAAGUCGAGGUCAGGACACCACAUCCAUGUCUCGCUGUGUGAUCCCAGGGUUUUUGGUGUGGGUCCUGCCAAUGUUGUUCCUGCUGGUUCUGGUUCUGACUCCAUCCGGCUUAAGCUCCGAGGGACCUAUUCCGGGCUGUCACCUCUACCCAUUUAAUGUGACCAUCCGCAGUGACAGAAAGGGGACAUGUCAUGGAACCCAUGUGGUUUACGCCUGUGUGGGUUACUGCGAGUCUAGCGCCUUCCCCUCUCGUUACUCAGUCCUGGUGGCCUCCAAUUUCACUCACAACAUCACUUCUGUUUCUCGCUGCUGCACCAUCAGCAAGGAUGCAAAGGUCAAAGUUCGUCUGACCUGCCCUCGACGGCAUCACCAUGAAGAAAUUGAGAUUUUAACAGCACGCGCCUGUCGGUGUGACAUGUGUCGCAAGUCUCGAUAUUGA